This is a messenger RNA of Ectocarpus sp. CCAP 1310/34, 1094 nucleotides long. The record is from the annotation of a GenBank genome assembly. NCBI's taxonomy places the organism in Eukaryota, Phaeophyceae, Ectocarpales, Ectocarpaceae.
AUGCCAGAGCUCCAACAAGGGGAAGGAGAAUACCGCCUCGACUUCAUCCUCAUGCGUCAGACGGACCGGCGUUUCUUGCGUAAAGUCUCCAUCAAACGUGUCGACUUCAAAGACUCUAACCACAACCUCGUGCUUACGACUUUCCGCCUCCCCCCCCGUGUCGCACCCAACCGACGAGUGCGGGGGAACAGCGGAAGCAGCCGGAUCCGUAUCGACCUCGAGCGGUUGAGGAAGGACAAACACCUACGGGUCGCCUUCCAAAACAGGGCCUCCAGCCGCCCUCCGCCCACGGCGCUCAGGCGGCCAACGGGAGAGACCGCCGCCGAGCUGACGGCUACGGUGAUGUCGGCCGCUGCUGAGACCGCGCCGCUGGCGAGGUGCGCACGAGGGCAGAGAGGCUGGUACACGAGCGAAGCGCAGCACGAGAUCUCCGAAGCGUCUAAGGAGAUUAAGGCGGCCCAGCAGCAACUGCGAGGGGUCUCAAAGAACAGCGCCUUCGAGGCGACCCUGAAGGCGAUGCUCAAGGCGGCGCGGAAGAAGCGCAGCAUCGCGAGGUGGAGAGCACUGGAAACGUUCUUCGAGGGCUAUGUACGGCAGCUCGAGAAGAAGAGACGCGCGGGGGAUCAGGCGGGUUUCUACAGGCACCUGAAGAUGAUCGACGUCGAAGGUAAGAGGUCGUUCACCUCUCAGAACAUCAAGGACGAGGACGGCAAGGUCCUUCGGGACCCCACGUUUAUUCGCCAACGGUGGGCACGGUGGUUCCACAAGCUUCUCAACACCAAGUCGCCGACCAUCGACCUGCAUGCGGCUGACAAGGUCAAGCGGUGGCCCACGUGCGUGCCACUCGACGACAUCCCAUCUCUACUUGAGGUUGAGGAAGCGGUACGGGAAAUGGCCAACAGAAAGGCCGUCGGGCCGGACAACCUACCGGCUGAGCUGAUCAAGCUUUUCCUGGACGGAGAUCAAGGUCUCCUCCGCGAGUUCCACGCCAUUGUCGUGGACGUGUGGCAGACUGGGGACGUACCACAGCAGUGGAAGGAUGCCACCAUCAAAGUGCUGUUCAAGAAGGGGGACACGAUGGAGUGCGGCAACUA